AAUCAACGCAUCCUCAAGUUUUUUACCUGCAGCUUCGCUGACUUCUUCCAUUUCAAUCGCUCCAUUUCGCACAAAUUUCGAGGCGUUCGUGUGAAUCCCUCUUUUGAUCGGAUCGAAAUUGAUUUGUUUCGUUUCGUCUGAAUUUCUGAUGAUCGUCCAAGUUUGAGAUUGUAUGUUUUUUGUUAUCAGGUUAUCAAUUUCUAUAUCGGUUCACCGAAUCGAGGUGAAUCAGUAAUCUGGUUUUGGGUUGGAAUUUGUUUGGUGAUCGGUGGUAAGGAAUUGAGUUUUUUGAGAUCGAGAUAGAUCGGGCAGCAGACGGGGAUUUGAGACGGAGAUCGUGGAAGGAAUAUGAGAUUGCCGAUGGUUGAUUGCCGUAGCUUGAUUGAAUUUUGCCGAGCUUUCGAACAACACAAGAAUAUGACGCCGACGAAUAGCAACAAUCACUCCCGGAACAAUAAGAAGUUCAAUAACGCUUCCAAUUCUGUUAAUCCCUUAUCGCACCCUUUUUGCGACCGAUCCCCAUUCGCUGCCCUGGAUAUUCUUAUGCUGAUUCUGGUGCUUGGAGCACUUGGAUUUUUAAUCAUACCGUAUAUCAAUAUUAUAUAUCGUGAAGCCAUUGAGAUUCUCCCGUUAGUUUGUGACGUUAUCCAAGAAGUAAUCUCGGAUGCCCCAAUCGCAUAUGUCGUUGGAGUAGUCGCGGCGUUCAGUGGAGUGAUCGCUACCAUCGCUGCUUGGGAAAUACUUGAAGUAAAAUCAAGGAAAUGUGGAAAACCUAAUUGUAAAGGACUGCGUAAAGCUGUUGAAUUCGAUAUCCAGCUGGAGUCGGAAGAGUGUGUUAAGUAUCUGUCCUCAGGAGGAACAGCGGAUAACGAUGUGAAGCCAUUGGAAUUAGGGCAGGAUCACAAGGAGCUGGAGGCAGAAUUGAAGAAGAUGGCACCAGUUAAUGGCCGGACUGUUCUUAUUUUCCGAGCACCAUGUGGAUGUCCAGCUGGUAGAUUGGAGGUUUGGGGGUCUAAGAGAAUCCGUAGAAUCAAGAAAUGAGUAUGUUACAUGUCUCUUUAGAUAGAAUAAAUAUGAGCUGAUGUUACUAUUCAGAACUCCUCUUCGACUUAUAUACACAAUAACGGAACCCCAGCUGUUUCAGUAAUCACUAUUACUUAUCAAGUUAGAUGAAAAUCAAAGAAACAUUUGAUGUUA
Messenger RNA from Cynara cardunculus var. scolymus (artichoke), 1197 nucleotides. RefSeq lists its product as uncharacterized. Lineage: Eukaryota; Viridiplantae; Streptophyta; Magnoliopsida; Asterales; Asteraceae. Bases 349 to 1041 code for a protein of 230 amino acids. The record is from RefSeq and is a predicted model, not a curated record. The transcript is spliced from 2 exons.